Messenger RNA from Caenorhabditis bovis, 4782 nucleotides. Lineage: Eukaryota; Metazoa; Nematoda; Chromadorea; Rhabditida; Rhabditidae. The record is from the annotation of a GenBank genome assembly.
AUGAUUUCACUCUUGGGAUAUCGCCCAAAACCUCAUGCGCCUUUAAUUCAUGCCUACAAUACUUUAGGCCUCUGCGAUCAAUACGAGGUUCGCGGAAACAUUGACGUCAUCACGAAGGACGAUGUCGACAAUUUCGACGAGGUCCAGUUCGAUGAAAAACACCGACAAGCUCAGCAUCGCAUCGCCGAGCUCAUCGGUCGAGACUAUCAAGACUUUCUCAUCUUCGACAUGGUCAUUCACGGCAAUCAAAGCGCUGUCUUCCAUGCGACUCUCACCGUCGCUUCAACGCUGGAUCGUCAGACGAUCAUCGAUCGCCUUCACUCAUCCAGUGACGUCGAGAUCUACUAUCUGAGAAAAAUCGCGGUCCGUCGCCGUGUGUCAAGAUUCCAGCGUACACGCGACGACGUCUACUUCUGCCACAACGACGGCGUCCUUUUGCCGAACGCGACAUGCGCGUGUCGUCCCUACACGUCGGGCUCAAUGUGCCAAUUGGUGACGUGCCGCAAUUUCGGCAUCGCCGACGAUUUUCGAUGCGCGUGCCCGCCGGGCAUCUAUUCGACGCAUUGCGAAUCGCGCGUCUGCCUCGGUCGCAUCGACAACGUCAUCGAUUUCACCAGCAAAUCGUUCAUGAUGGCGAUCAACACGCGCAGCUCAAUGGGACUCGACAUCGCGACAAUCAUCAAUGAUCUCAAAGAAAUGGUCAGUGAUUACACGAAUUCCGGAAUCCCAAUUGCCAACUACAUCGUCACCACCUAUCGAAUCACAAAGAACGCCUAUUUCAUGGAAAGCCAGUACUUCACAACAGUCGAUGAUCUUCAAUCCUACCUCUACGACAUCGUCGUCGCCCCAUCGGAUUCCGAUCAGCCCCAUCUCGAUGCCAUCGCCUCCACUCAAUCCUUCCAUCCGUUGAUGCAGCCAAAAUCCAAUGUCUUUCUGUUCGCCGAUUCCGAGAACAUCAACGACACGAAACCCGACACCCAUCUGACCAACACCAACGAGAGCGUCGUCAUUCAGCAAACGCUCGCGUGGAAAAACAAAAUCACCAUUGUUCUAUCGCAAAAACCCGAGAAUCCGCUAGUCGGCUCCGGCGACUAUUUCGAUGUGCUUCGACGCGUCGUCACCGCCACACACGGCGAUCUCAUCAUCAUCGACAAGCAGGAUCUCAAUCAGAUCACCCAGCACCUCAUGUUCUAUCUCAUCGGCACACAGAACACAUUCGUUCAAUACUAUUCGACGCGCAGUCAGGAUAUACCAAUUUAUGGGGAUAUGCCACUUCUCCAAGUGAAAACCGGAAAUCAGGAUUCGUUGAAGACGCGUGUUGUAGGAACAUAUUUCACACUCUAUUAUACCACACCCGAAACCCAAUCAAUCACAAUUGUCGGCAACGAUAAAUACAGCGUCAAGACAUUCAUCAAGUCCAACGACGACGUUCUCAUCAAUUAUGCUUCUGAUGAUCUCAUCGAUGCUGGCUAUGCCUACACAUUCGCUAGAAUCCGUCAAAGACCAUCGCUGACGUCCACUUUCGCCGACACCACCGGCGUCACCGUUCGUCGCAUCGAUUCGUUCACCUCCGAUGAGAUCAGCGGACCAUUGCAGUCGGUGACACGCGAUGACGCGAAUUGCAUGUUCGAUUUCGAGAUCGACGCGAUGACCGAUUGCCCGCCGGGACCAUUCGUCCACGACGUCACCGUCAACACACAAGCCAAGACGUUCCGUCGAGUGAUUCCAGGUUAUUGCGCGACGCCUGACACCCACACGGCGCCAAAGCGCACUUGCGCCAAUGGCGGAACCGUCAGCGGCGACACGUGCUUGUGUCCAGCCAACUUCGAGGGCGCCUAUUGCGAGAAGCCGAUCUGCCAAAACGGCGGCAGCAUCGAUCCGUACCCCAAAGGCAAUGGACGAGGCUAUUGCCUGUGCAAUUUCGGCAUUACCGGCGAUUUUUGCGAGAACAUGAUUUGCGAAUCGCCAGCCGGCGACGAGUUCGAGGCGUCCGAUCGAUCGUUCGGUUUGGUCGUCGAGAACACACUGUCGGCUGUCGACCGUCUCAGCGGUUUGACGAAAGGCCUCCAAUUGAUGUUCAUGCAAGUAGGCGACGCUGACUUCCAAGACUAUGUCGUCACCACGUUCAAAAUGCGAGUGCUCAACGGCACGUUCGUUCCGUUGAUCGUGUCCGACAAGUACAACACGGCCGCCGAGUUCCUCAACGCCACCACAAUGGAGAGCCUUCAAUUCUCCUAUUCGCCCGACACUCCUCAGCCAGGAAUCACAGCGCUCUCCGGCACCCUCAAAUCGCUUCACUACGACAAAUCAUCGGUGUUUUUCUUCACAUCGGCGACAUCCUCGAUAAGCGUCAACGACGCCGGAUUCACCGAUCUCGUGAGGACGGCGAUCGAGAGACAAAUCGAAAUCUCGAUUGUUAUUGUUCCGCCGUACGGAAUCCAGAAGAGAUGCGACGACAAUAUCUACAUAGAAUAUGAGACGUUGGCGCAGAAGACCGGAGGAAACUACAUCAAUCUCUGCCAGAACCACACGACGACAGGCGAUCCGGUUUCUAAUUUCCUCGCUUCCUAUGGUCCGAGUCAUCAUAGAUCCGAGGUGGUCACCUAUUACACCGUCGAUGACUGUUCCAACUUCGUCUCACCAAUUUUCACUCUUACUGGCCCCAAUCCGCAAGCCUAUGUCAUUAUCAAUUCGCCGACCAUUCAAAACUUCACCGUGAAGAACGGCGAUCAAUUAAUGACACCCGAUGCGCAUUCGGUUCCAUUCUUCGGAAGCUAUCCAAUCAAAACCACAACCGGAAAACAAUCAUACUCGAUCAGUGUGCAAGGCGCCAAUGCUAGAUGCUAUAUAAGGGUGUCGGAGAAGAGCCAAUUCUCAGUGUACCUUGGCUUUUCGCCGGAUCCAUCCAAGGAUCGCUAUUCGAGAGACCUCACCUACGGCACCUACCAAUCGCCGGUCCUCUACGUCUCAUCGGACCUUCAAUCCGAACCAUCCAUUGAAUUGCAAGCGUUCGAGCAGGGAAUCGCGCUCUAUUAUUCGGAUCGUGCCGUCAAACGAACAUCGGGAUGCCAAUACUCAUACUUCCUUCAUACACCAUUCACGUGCACCAAACCUGGCGAGACGUUCACCACAACCACCACCAUCGCCACCAGCGACGUGACGAUAAUGCGAACGCAGCGAGCGUUCUGCACACCGCAAAUCGUCUGCCUCAAUGGCGGCUCAUUGGACGAAUCGGGCUACUGCGUGUGUCCUGACGGCUACACCAAUCAAUUCUGCGAGGAUCCGAUUUGCCAAAACGACGGCGUCGUCAACAACUUCAUUUGCCAUUGUCAGCCAUCGUUCAGCGGCAAUCUCUGCCAAUUCAUCAACUGCGACGGUUACAAUUAUGUCGAGACUCACGACCCGCGUGCGCACACCUUCCAGCAGAUCACAUUUGUGAUUGAGGUCAACACGAAGAGCUCGAUGUACACCGCCAUGUACAUUCGCGACAACAUGCAAGCGUUCUUCGACGCCACCGACAAUUUGGCGGCGCCAAAAGUCUACACCCUCAUCGCCUAUGACGACGAGAUGGUCAACAUUGUCGCCUCGUCGGCUCAUCGCGAUCUAUUCCUCGGCGCCGUCUACAAAUAUCUGAACGGAAUAUCGCUCGCCAAAACGCCGACGGGUGUGAAAUCGCUGGCGGGACUUAUCAAAGCGUACGACACUGUUCUCGACAUGCCCGCAAUCAUCUAUCUGUUCACCUCGACACCGCCGCUCAGCGAGCUGACGAAAGCGGCGAUGAAGCAGCGAUUCGGCGCGCAGGUCAAUGUGAUCUACACCGGAGCGGCGGCGAGUCUUCCCGUCGACAUCGACUAUCGGUUGGCGGGAAUCGCGCGGCAGUCCGGCGGUCGUGUGAUGCCAUUGACAAGCCUCGCUGUUCCCAACCUUGUCGCCAAUCAGCUUCCCUUCACCAUCGGCGAAUCGCAAUUGGUGCUCGAUGACGGCAAAGAGGAUUGCUCUUCUGGUGUGAGCUUCACCUUCCCCGUCGAGCUCAACGCCAACUCGCUAACCAUUGAAGCGUCUGGAUCGGGUGUCGGAUUGACAGUGAUUGAUGUCACUGGAAGCAAAAUCAAAAUUGACACGCCAUUGAACGAUCAAAACUACCUGAUCACGAGAAUCAAUGUUUCGAAUUACAUCGAUGGCUAUUGGACAGCAACGGUGAAGAGCGCCGGCGCAUGCUUCAUUCAAGCGCGCCUCGUCACCACGAUGAAAAUCAUCCCGUCGUUCGCGUCCGACAAGACCAACGACUACCCGAGCCCUGUGCCACGAGCUGGCGCCGGCACGCAAGCGUCCGCCUACAUCACAUUCCGCAAUACCGAUCGCACUGCCGCCACUGUCGAUCUCAUAAUGGCACAGGAUACUGAUUUGCACGAGCCGUGGCAAGCCGUUGGCAACGUGAAGAAUAUCACCGUGCUCAAACGUGAUCCGAUUGGAUGCGCGAAUCAGUUUGUCUCGAACUUGGUUAAUUGGACGUCGACCUAUAUGAAAUUUGUGGUGUUUGGAAAAGAUGGGGCUGACAGCGCUUACCAGAGAACCUACUUCUUUUCGAAGUCCGCGGAAGCCAGCGAUUGCUUGAAUCAAGCGACUCUCGACGAAUAUGGAUUCUGCCAUUGCAACGAUCAUUACUAUGGGUAUAAUUGCGCGAUGAGACAAUGCCAAAACGGCGGAACAUCAGUCUUCGGCGUCUGCGAUUGCGUCAACGGCUACUACGGCGAUUUCUGCGAGCAAUAUUUGCCCAAUUAA